Messenger RNA from Trametes versicolor FP-101664 SS1, 1725 nucleotides. RefSeq lists its product as uncharacterized. NCBI's taxonomy places the organism in Eukaryota, Fungi, Basidiomycota, Agaricomycetes, Polyporales, Polyporaceae. The record is from RefSeq and is a predicted model, not a curated record. The transcript is spliced from 18 exons. The coding region runs from base 1 to 1725 and encodes 574 amino acids.
AUGUCCACUGUAUCAGUUGAUCCAAGUAUUGUUCCGUUCAUUUCACCCCUUGUUGUGCUUGUCCGCUCUCAGAUCGGGGUUGUAGCGCUGCUCGUAUACGAGUAUGUUAUCACGCUCGAUCAAGAGAUCGCGCUUUUCUGCAAGCGCAAGAAGACGGGCGCGACCUGGUUGUUCUUUACCACACGCUACCUCGCGUUGUUGACCUACAGCCUUCUUGGUUCCGUAACGUUCAUGUCGAUGUCCGAUCGCAGGUAUGUACCGUUCCUACAUACACAUGUAUUCAUGUGUAAUCCAGCUCGACGCGGCUUUUCAAGCUGCCAGACACUGCAAGUGAUUCAAUUCUCGGGACAAACUCUUCAGUACCUUCCCUGGGCUGCAUUCUCCGGCCUGCGAGCACUCGCGAUGAGCGGGAUGAACUGGUGGCUUGCUUCCGGCGUGUUUGUCCUCGCUUCAGCCGUUACGGCUGGGAACAUAUGGGGCCUCAGCACCGGCAUUUCCGGGUCGAACCAGCCGCCGUUCGGAUGCGGAGGAGGAAACGUCGCGACGCCUCAGCAGGACUUGAUCGGUGAGCCAGCCGACACCCUUUUCAUCAACGGGACCCUAUAUUUUUUAGUCUUUAUUACGCUCAACACGAUUCAGCUCGCAUUCGCCCUCAUAUCGACUAUCUAUGCGCUCGAUACCAUAGGCGCAGUCAUCGUGUUCACCGAUCCACUUCAGGCAAUCAUGGUCUGUCGCUUCAUGCUUGCCCUACAAUCCGCAAGUGGACGCGAUGCAUUAGGCCAAGAUACCACCUUCGACGGACGCGAUGACACAAACACCACGUAUGGCGAACAGACGCUUCGCUUCGCGUCGCUCGUCGUGGGCUCUAUUGGAGCGCAGCUAGAGACAAGCGACGCCGGUAUCGAAGAAGCGCUCAUCCAGGAUUGGAGCAGCGAUGCGGGCGCAGACGUCGUCGCCUCACGUUGCCCGAGCGUUGCGGUUUUGAACCACGUGUUAGAAGAAGCGCGCGAAGCGUCCACGGGGACCACAGCAGCCGCCGAUCGCUUUGGUCGUUCGUGCCGAACCCUGCUCGUGUACGAGUAUGUGAUCACCCUCGAUCAAGAAUUCGCCCUUUUUUGGCGACGCAAGAAGACCGGUGCGACUUGUCUAUUUCUCUCCAACCGCUACAUCACCCUGCUCUGCUUCGCGGUUCUCGGCGCCGCCACAUUCGCCCCCAUGUCGGACCAUUGGCAACUCACCGCUGGCGUCACUGGCGCGAACGUACCGCUGUUUGGCUGCGGGGCCGGACUAAACGGGACACCUCGGCAACAAUUCAUGCUCUUCAUGGUGAUAAACACCAUUCAGCUGGCCUUUACCAUCGUCUCCUACUUCUACGCGCUAGAGACCAUAGGGAUAAUCAUGGCCUUCACGGCCCCUUUGCAGGCUAUCAUGACCGGCCGCUUCCUGAUGGCGCUGCAAUCGGCAGAUCGGCGGGUCGUGGGCGGCGGAUUAACAUCUGGCGUCAACGCCGACGGCCAAGACACUGGUGCUGACGGCGGGAAUACGCUCCGCUUUGCGUCUCGCGUCGUCGGCUCUAUCGGCGGAGACCUAGGCACUAGCUACAUCAAUACCGCCGACGAAUUUGACGAAUACCCAGUUGAUGAAGAGGAGGACUCCGUAGGAAACCGUGGCUCGGCGUGCUCGAGGGAAGAGGAGCGUCACUCACCGUCUGAUGGCGAAGCCUGA